Closterium sp. Yama58-4 is the source of this 828-nucleotide messenger RNA. Lineage: Eukaryota; Viridiplantae; Streptophyta; Zygnematophyceae; Desmidiales; Closteriaceae. The record is from the annotation of a GenBank genome assembly.
AUGGUCCUCCUGUGCGCGCAGCUCUCUCAGUGGGCGCCAUCGCAGGGAUUGUACUCUCCUCGCCCUUCACUCUUCUCCAACCCCUUUUGGUCUUCUCACUUCCACCUGCUCUUCUCUGGCUUGCCCUCCCCAUCCCACUCCGCCCUCUCCUUCGUGGCCCCCCUCUUCGACGCCUUUCGCCUCCGCCACCUCCCUUCUCACCCUCCCCUCUCCAACCCCCUCAACCAUCAGACCCGGAAGAAUCUGCAGCCAUGGCAGCAGCGGAUCAACAAGAUGGCGUCGAAGCACCAUCCGAACCUGGUGCGGCUGCUGGGGUACUGUCUGGACAUGGACACGGUGAACGAGCGCAUGGAGCAGAUCCUCAUCUACCAGUUCAUGCACCACGGCGACCUCGAGCACUGGGUCGCCACCGAUGCUGCCAAGACGCUCACCCUGGCGCAGCGCAUGGACGUGCUGGUGGGAGCGGCGCACGGGCUGGAGUAUCUGCACAGCUUUGGCAUCGUGCAUCGUGACAUCAAGCUCGCCAACAUUCUGCUGGACGAGCACAUGCACGCCAAGGUGGCGGACUUUGGCCUCGUGCGCAUGGGCGAGGGCACCUCCGUGUACACCACUCGCAUUCUUGGCACGCCGGGCUAUGUGGACCCCGCCUACUCCCGCACUCGCAAGGCCACAACCGCCACUGAUGUGUUCAGCUUUGGCAUUGUGAUUCUUGAGGUCAUCACUGGGAGGCGGGCACUUGUCAACACAAGCAAUGGCAACAGCACCAUUAAAGAAUGGGAGAGUGAGCCCUUUCGUCAAUCACUUCUGUACUACUGUGGUUUCUGGUGA